Fusarium graminearum PH-1 is the source of this 2082-nucleotide messenger RNA. RefSeq lists its product as uncharacterized. The record is from RefSeq and is a predicted model, not a curated record. The transcript has 8 exons. Lineage: Eukaryota; Fungi; Ascomycota; Sordariomycetes; Hypocreales; Nectriaceae. Bases 1 to 2082 code for a protein of 693 amino acids.
AUGACUCUCCGACUCGCCCCUUACAAUGACGCGAUGCGUCUGGGUCAAGGAUUCAACUCCUACACCCACGAAUUGUGCAUUGAUCAGGCUGUCAAGGUCAAGCAGCGAAAGAAUGUUGAAUCAAAGGGCGAAACAUCCCAGGUCGUUUCGUACUCGGCUCGUUUUGUGGAGAAACUCAGCGAUGUCGUUGAGACCAUGAAUGUAUCUUACAGUUCCGCGAUCAAGAAGGGUACCAUUGAGAUUAGUGGUAACUCCAGCACGGUCGACGAGACAACUUUCAAGUCGUCGCAUUUGAACGCAGUUGUGGCUGUCAAGGUUGUGAAUCAAACUAUCUCUACAGAGGAUGAGUGUGAGUUCCAGCAGCUUGAGAACAACGAAGCGGCCAUGUACUCCCGCUUCAACGAGAUCUAUGGCGACUCGUAUAUUUCCGGGUUCAUCGAGGGUGGAGAUUUCACGGGUAUUGUAUCCAUCAAAGUCUUGGAUGGCCAUGACGUGAAGAGCGCAGUAGAGGCCAUCAAAUCAGGUCUAAACAUGAACAGCAAGACCGAAGUUGAAGAGUUUGUUCUGGGUCCAUCUGACAACUCUAGUCGAUCAACUCUCGCGACCGCUCUCAAAGACACCGAGACCACCAUAUCCAUUAGCUGGAUAGGCGGCGCUCAAAUCAAAGAUGCGUCCCGCGCCUGGGAUAUCGACUCCAUGUACGAGGCAGCGGCUGCAUUCCCAGCAGCAGUGGCCCAGUGUCCCCAGCGCACUUGGGCCAUCCUGACCCCGUACAAGGCGAACAGGUCCUUCGUCAAAUGGAGUACCGGAUCACCUGUCAAAGCAUUGCAGUAUGACUUGAUUGCCAGUUUCACCGCGGAGUUGUUUGACAGCUUCAUGGACUACAAGAUGCUUCUCAAGGAUGUCCAGAACAUCAUCAGUAACCGCAAGGACUACCGUCAGCGAAUUGGCGUGGUUGAUGCCAUUGAUACUAAUUUGAAGACUCUGUUAAGUGUUCGUGGGGCUCUUCGAGAUGAGCAGACAAAGAUUGUUGAAGCGAUUGGCGUUUUGAGCAAAGACCCUUCCGUGCUUAAACGACAGGGCGCGUGGUCUACUACAAACAGGGUUCCUCUCGUCAAGCAGAUCAUUGAGAAGGCUUUGGGACAUGCAGCCAAUUGGGAGCCGAAACUAUUGGCAGUCAAGCCAGCAUCUGCUCAGGACCCAGUACAGAGUGGUUCGGUUGAUACUCAGGUGACCGCAACAGCUGCAUCCGACCUUAGCAAGCCGGUGGUUGAGUUCAACUUUGAUACCCUGAUGCCACCAGAGGUGUGGGAGGACUUGCUACCAGAACCAAUUGAGCCUCCCAAGUAUGGACAGGUCAAUGUUAUGCCCCAGCCAGCUCACCCGAACAGCCUCUUGAGCCAGCUCAUGCCACCUCCAGAUGGUUCAUCCGGACCAGGCGUCGUGGUAUCCCAAUCCUACGAUGCCAUGCAACGCGAGCUGGAAUCCUUCAGAAAGGAGAAACUUGCCGCCGAAAAGCUCGCAGCAGAUGCCGAAGCUGCGCGUGAAAAGCAAGCGCGCGAAUACGCAGCACUGAACGCACAAUACGCGCAGUACAAGGCUGACGCUGAGAGAACCCAAACAUCCCAAGCGUCUCAGAUCAGCGAAAAGACAUCAAUGAUUGAGACCAAAGAGGCAGAAAUCCAGCGUCAAAAGGCUGCGCAUUCUCAAGUUCUUACGGAGCGUGAUGAGGCCCAAGCCAGAGAUAACCAGAAGCAAAAUGAGAUCAACGCUCUAAAGGAGUGCGCCCUCGAUGGCUUGACUGCCAAGAAGAUAACAGUCAUUACCAUCACGUACGGUAACAGAGUUUACUACGAGCUUGGAUGGACUACCGACUCGUUUAACCUCGUACCCAAGGUGGAGCAAAUGAUUGCUUCUAGAGGCAGUUUUGUCAUCAAUGAUCCCUGGUUUGGACAUGAUCCUCUCCCUGGACUGCAGAAGCAGUGUACUAUCACGUAUCGCUUUAACACUCCUGGUCAGUCGAGAAGAAUCAGGACGAUGUGUGGUAAGCAGCACGAUACUGGUAGGUUCGACGCUCUUUAA